This is a messenger RNA of Pogoniulus pusillus (Red-fronted tinkerbird), 2470 nucleotides long. It is a transcript of the gene FBXO25, whose product is annotated as F-box protein 25. Lineage: Eukaryota; Metazoa; Chordata; Aves; Piciformes; Lybiidae. Gene Ontology annotation, molecular function: protein binding. The coding region runs from base 242 to 1354 and encodes 370 amino acids. The record is from RefSeq and is a predicted model, not a curated record. Gene Ontology annotation, biological process: protein ubiquitination. The transcript has 11 exons. Gene Ontology annotation, cellular component: nucleus; cytoplasm; SCF ubiquitin ligase complex.
CCGCCCGCUCCCGCCAAUGGGGAACGGCGCCGCCGGGUAGCAACAGGCGCGGCGGCCAAUCAGCGAGGCGGGGGUGCGGCCCCGGGGUACUUCCGGCAAUAGCUCGGCGGCACGGGCCGGCGGCGGCACCGGCACCGGCGCUGCGGCGAGGUUAAAGAGAAAAUUGAAGUAAUGACAAGAAGUUUUGCAGCUUUCCUUAAUUAAAUGCACAAACAGUCUUCUUGCUGCUUAUAGACAAAACAUGCCAUUUUUGGGCCAAGACUGGAGAUCCCCUGGAUGGAGAUGGGUUAAAACAGAAGAUGGAUGGAAACGAUGUGAACCUUUUAGUCCUGCGCUUGAGGAUGAGAAUAAUCAACUGAAUGAUAUCAGUCACGCUGUCAUCAUAGCUGGCGGCGGUGAGGAUGAAGAAAUAUGCGGUACUGAGGACUGUGAGUUUGCAGCCAAAAAAAGGAAAAAAGAUCAUUUUAGGAAUAACACAGAUUCACAAUGUUUUUAUCGUGAAAAGUGGAUUUAUGUUCAUAAAGAAAGCACCAAGGAGAGACACGGCUAUUGCACUUUGGGAGAAGCUUUUAACCGCUUAGACUUUUCCAGUGCAAUUCAGGACAUCAGGAGGUUCAAUUACGUGGUCAAACUCUUGCAGUUAAUUGCCAAGUCCCAGUUAACCUCCCUGAGCGGUGCCGCGCAGAAGAACUACUUCAGCAUCUUGGACAAAAUUGUGCAGAAGGUCUUGGAAGAUCAAUAUAAUCCACGAUUAAUCAAAGAUCUACUACAGGAUCUGAGUUCUACUCUCUGCAUACUGAUUAGAGGAGUAGGAAAAUCUGUAUUGGUAGGGAACAUCAAUAUUUGGAUUUGCCGAUUAGAAACCAUCCUUCUGUGGCAACAACAACUAAAAAACCUUCAGAUGAACAAGCAAGUCAACAAUGGGCUUACGCUUAGCGACCUCCCUCUCCAUAUGCUGAAUAACAUCUUAUACAGAUUCUCUGAUGGCUGGGACAUUAUUACUCUGGGCCAAGUGACCCCAACUUUGUACAUGCUCAGCGAAGACAGACAGUUGUGGAAAAAACUCUGCCAGUACCAUUUUGCUGAAAAGCAGUUUUGUAGGCAUUUGAUUCUGUCAGAGAAAGGUCACAUUGACUGGAAGCUGAUGUACUUUGCACUUCAGAAAUACUACCCAAUAAAGGAGCAGUACGGGGACACCUUGCACUUCUGCCGACACUGCAGUAUUCUCUUUUGGAAGGACUACCACCUUGCUUUGUUACUCAAGGAUACAGGACACCCCUGCACUGCAAGUGAUCCAAAUACCUGCCUCAUGCCAGUGUCUCCUCAGCAUUUCAUUGAUCUCUUCAAGUUUUGAGAUGUCCAGUAGCUGUGCUCCUGUGUUCGUGGCCAUUUUGUGAAGAGUCAGGCAGGACAUGUUAGGCUUCCUGUGCAAUAUAUUUAAGUGUAAUGUUUUGUGGUAGUUAAAGGCAUCGAGGAUAUUACCAGACAGAUUUAGUGUCUUGUUUUUGCGCAGUAUGGAGCUGAGGAGAAGGAGAUAUAUUUAGAACAUUUCUUUGUCAGGAAAUCUGCAGUGGACUUCUUUUCAAGUCCAAGCCAGAUCAUUUUAAUCUCAAUUUAAUCUGUUCUUUUAAUGCCUUAAUAGUUGGUUAAAAUUAUUUGGGGGAAUCCUGAAAACGUCAUGGAAGAGUGGAACUACUCUUACAGGGACCAAAGGAGGGUUUUUGGUUAAUCCUUCUUUUUUCAAGCCACUCCUUCCAAAACACCUCCAUAUAAUUUGCACUAUUAUAAAGAGCAGGCCAAUAUUCUCUUGGACUCAGUCCAGCAGUUACGAAGGUGGCAUUAAUCAUUGUGAGCUGGCUGUGGUUCUGUCAGUUGCUGAGGCUAGGAAUGAAGGAAUCAACCAUUCUUUGUACGUACAUUAUGCAAAAGUAUUUAUUUUUCUUAAGGACUUUAGUACACAUCCAGCCUGCCUCAGCACAUGGGACAUAACUCCAGCUAGGGCUACUGCAAAGUGACUUUUCUGGUGGUAGCUUCAUUUGUACUGUUUGGUAUGGCUGCAACUGCAAGAAUUCAUCUUCUAAGAAGAAGACAGUAUGGAAAUCUAAGGAGGAUGAAGUUGCUUCUUCCUAGACUGGUACAGUGGCAGGACAUACCACCACCUGAGCUUCUAACCUGACAGGCUGUAACAAACUACAGGAAACACUGAAAGUCAGAGUUGAGCACCUUCUGCCAGCCCAUCAGCUAGUAAACUCUCCAGGAAGCUAUUUUCUUCUGUCCUACAGAACAAAAUUAAGUGCUUUGCUUAGCUUGGCAGGUGAAGGAGAAAUGAGGGAAGUUUUGGGUUUGUCAAUGCAAUUUAGCAGAUAUGUAAUGUACAGAAAAAAUAAAUUGUGUACUAUAAUACUGCACUUGCUUGUUCUGAAUCUAGUUUUCUAUGGGGCAAUAAAUCCUGUUUCUGUUAUUCCUAGAA